ACAACACACACACACACACACACACAACUCCAUUAAUCAAUAAUCAGCUGAUCUAUUGGAAUAAAUUCUAGCAGAAGAGUUUCAGACACCUGACUCCACCUUUGACCCGAUUCAUGAGCUGGACCACGACAACCAGAACUCCCAUCAUGAAUCAGGACACGCUGUGCUGGGAGCUCCAGGCGUUGGUCAGGUCCGGUCUGGAGUUCUGAUCCCAUUCCCUCCUCCCACCAGCAGCGUUCCUCCUCCCACCAGCAGCAUUAAACCUCCUGAGCAAUCAGCUGCACCUCGUCCUGCGUCUCCUCUCAGCAUGUUUCUGCUGCACCUCCUCGCUCUGAUCUUCAUCUCCACCAGAACCGUGGAGCCGCCGCAGGAGGAGAAGAAGAAGAAGGAGGAGGAGGAGGAGAAGAAGAAGAAGGAAGAAGAGGAGGAGGAGGAGGAGAAGAAGAAGAAGGAAGAAGAGGAGGAGGAGGAGAAGGAGACCAAGAGCAAGUAUGAUCUGAUGUUCCAGAGAGGAGACCUGCUGGAGGUUCCCCGGACGCUGUUCACCCACUUUGGGAUUUACCUGGGGGGAGGCAGAGUGGCUCAUUUCAUCCCAGACAUCAUGCCCGUCAUCUCCAGGGACCAGUCUCAGAUCCGCCUGAUGGUGACCAACACCAGACUCAUACUGGGAGUUCUGGUCAAGUGUGGGAGCAUCCGAGUGGACUCGGUGGACGACUUUGCCUACGGAGCAGAGAUCCUGGUCAACCCCAUGGACCGGAUGUGCGGUCGCUUGGCGCUGCCAGGAGAGGAGGUGGCCCUGCGGGCGGAGAAGCUGCUGGGGGACGUGUCCUACAGCCUGCUGUGGUACAACUGUGAACACUUCGUCAUGUUCUGCAGAUAUGGGGCCUCCACCAGCUUCCAGACCUUCCAGUUCUGUAAGACCAUGAGGAAGCUGCUGCUGAGUCGACGCGUUGCCAAGGUAACGGCGAUGCUCUCAAUGUGCCUGCUGGUCUACCUGAGAGCUGUGAACACCUGGUCGGUCCUGCCAGCGUUCCUGCUGCCGUUCCUCCUCUGGAUGGCCUCGUAAAAGGAUGAUUUCUGUCAUAUCAACAGAUUUAAACCGGAUCCAGUCCGGGCUUUUAUGGUUCAUGCCUGCAGCUCAUAACAUGACAGUUUUAUGUUGUUUAACCAGUUUUUAAAAUGCGAUACUAGAUAAAUACUCUGAUCUGAUAUGGAUUCAUUCAGUGAGUUUGUCAGAAAAUGAAUUAAACUUUCUCACAUUGACCGUGAUGGAUUGCCUCU
Nothobranchius furzeri (turquoise killifish) is the source of this 1281-nucleotide messenger RNA. RefSeq names its product lecithin retinol acyltransferase b, tandem duplicate 2 (gene lratb.2). Lineage: Eukaryota; Metazoa; Chordata; Actinopteri; Cyprinodontiformes; Nothobranchiidae. Gene Ontology annotation, molecular function: phosphatidylcholine-retinol O-acyltransferase activity. The record is from RefSeq and is a predicted model, not a curated record. Gene Ontology annotation, cellular component: rough endoplasmic reticulum. Gene Ontology annotation, biological process: retinol metabolic process; vitamin A metabolic process.